AUCAGAGAAAAUUCAUUAUAUCUCUCUGCCAUCAUCCUUCUUUUCUGAUGUCACAGAAGGAGAGAUUCAGAGACAUGGAAGACCGUGAAGAAUAUCCCAAACCAGCAGAAGCCAAGGAUUACUACACCAGAAAACGAUGGUGGUCUGAACAUGAGCAGGCUGUUAAUGGCACCCCUCUUGCUGCUACGAAACACAAUUCAGAUCACAAUUAUAACCUCAAGGAAAUUCUUACACCAAAAACUCCCAGGGAAGGCGACCUUGUGGUAUUGAAUGACAUGAUCGAUCAGGCUGGCGAUGAAGACGACCUUAAGAAGGAGCAUCACCAUGGACAACCUGUGUCAUCAGAAAUAGAGGAGGUACCUGAGGAUGAAAAGAACAAAACAGUUGGCAAAGAAAGUGGAGCAGACGACACUUACGUGGCUGUUGGGAAAGAUGACAUGGACGUCGUAAAAUGGGCUCUGGAUCAUGCUGUCUCUCCUAGUUCUCGGGUUUUGUUUAUCCAUGUUUCUCCUCCACUCGCUUUGAUUCCUACGCCACUGGGAAACUUGCCAAGAAGCCAAUUAGACCAACAACAAGUGACAAGUCAUGAGAAUGAAGAGAUCAACAGGAGGAACAACAUUUUGCAGAAGUACUUGCAGUUGAGUAAUGACGCUCAGGUGAGUGCAGAAACGUUGCAUCUGGAGAGCAAUGAUACAGCCAAAGCAAUUCUGGAACUUAUUUAUGUUCUUAACAUAAAAAACCUCGUCAUGGGAAUAAAAAAGCCUCCCCAAUCAUGGGGGAAGACCAAAUUGAGCAGAGGGGAAAUAGUGAAGCACAAUGCUCCCGAGUUCUGUGAUGUAGCUUUGGUUUAUGAAGGAAAUGAAGUUCUGAAGAGCAGCCAACACAGACACCACUCCUCAGGAAGAUUCUUGUCCUGCCUCUGCUUUUCAGCCUUAGAAUUUGAUGGCUGAUCAUCCAAUCGGAAAAAAUUGCUCUUGCUGGUUUGUAUAUGAAGAAGAAGCAUCGGCUGUCCAUAGCGU
Messenger RNA from Prosopis cineraria, 1019 nucleotides. RefSeq lists its product as uncharacterized. NCBI's taxonomy places the organism in Eukaryota, Viridiplantae, Streptophyta, Magnoliopsida, Fabales, Fabaceae. The coding region runs from base 48 to 950 and encodes 300 amino acids. The transcript is spliced from 5 exons. The record is from RefSeq and is a predicted model, not a curated record.